This is a messenger RNA of Rotaria sp. Silwood2, 360 nucleotides long. Lineage: Eukaryota; Metazoa; Rotifera; Eurotatoria; Philodinida; Philodinidae. The record is from the annotation of a GenBank genome assembly.
AUGUUAUUAUCAAUUUAUAAUCCCACAUUAUCAAAAAAUGAUCAACAUACAUUAACUUGUAUGUAUACAUAUAAAAAACAUGGCUAUUCAAUGAAAUCAGCUUUUGUUUGGGGUGAAUCUGCAUUAAAAUUAUAUAUUACAGCAACAGAUGCAAACAAUAUUUUAUUACAAGCAUCAAAAUUAGAACAGAUAAUAAAUUUAUUAGAUGAUAAAAUGAUGAUGAGAUCAAUUUUAUUUUAUCCCGUACAAAGAAGAUUAAGGGCAAUUGAACCACAGGCAUAUGAAGAAGGUGAUCAAAUUUAUGAUCCUGUUUAUUUAACACCCGUAUUUUAUCAUUCACUGAGACCAGGUAAAGAAUAA